AUGUUUUACACUGUGUUCGACCUGAAUGGGAUGCUGGAGAAAACAAUGAAAGGAGCGGACAAAGCGAUUGUGGCAAAGUCCUUUGGAAAAUGGAAAAGCAGCUCUCUAAGGUCCAGGACCAUGGAGAAGCCGGAUGAGCCGUCCGAUGAGAGCAAGGAGGAGAGCCUAUCCAACUGCACCUGUGAAGCCCCACGACAAGAGAAUGAGUUACAUGCUCACCUCCUGAAAGCCAAGAGUUGCGAGCACAUCGACCGAGGCAGACGUGGAUCUGGCAGCUUACCAAAUACGGUGCCCGGAAAAGUACAGUUAAAGAUGGACCCUGAGGGCGAGGAACAAGCUCUGCACACAUGUAACAGCAGCACAGUGCUGGCCGACUGCAUCGCCGAGACGCCCAGCCCAUAUGGGUCCGUGGCGAGGAAGAGGAGCGCCCAGGAAGGGGUGCAGGGCGCCCCCGUAAACAAGAGAAAGUCCUUGCUGAUGAAGCCGCGGCACUACAGCCCCAGCGAGGCCUGCGAGGAGGAGAGCGAGGACCUGGCAGCGCCACAGGACAAAGAAGAGCUGAGGAACACUGACACUCCAGCAGAUGGAAACCUAAACGCAGUUAACGGAACGGCCAACAGAAACGGAUGCCAUGAUGCAACCGCAAAGUCUCACGAUUCCCUCGGAUGGUCUGAAGUUACAUUAGACGACUCUCCAAAGUGUGAGGCAUCAGAAACCCUGAUGGGCGAGGAGCAGGAAGAGGAGGAGGUGGAGGAGGAGGAGGAGGAGGAGGAGGAGGAGGAGGAAGAGAGAGAAGUGGUCGAUGAAGAGGAAGACCAAAGUCAGGACAGGAUGAGCGCCACGUGUGCUCUGUCUCCACAGAGGAGCCCGUAUGGGAACUGUCCAGAGGCUGAGUGGGAGCCUCUGUCUCUGUCCACCAGGGUGAAUGGCAGCAGCAGCCCCUCCAGAGCCUUGGAGGACCCACGCGGGAGAAACGGCCAGCACGUUGGAGAGGAGGACCCGGAUUCGGAGCUGGGCGUCCCCAUGGGCCCGGCUAGCCUCUUCCGAGCCGAGGAGCUGAGGUACAGGCCGCCCCUCACGGAGGAGGAGGAGGACAGCGAGGGGGAAACGGAGGAGGAGGAGAGGCCACCCCGGCUGGACGGCUGGGCGCUGGGCAUCCACGAGAGAGCCCAAGAGAUGGGCCGGGGCAGGAUGAACCUCAGCCUUCUGGAGCAGGCCAUCGCCCUGCAGUCGGAGCAGAGACAGGCCCUGCACCACGCCUACAGAGAGAUGGACAGGUUCCUCCUCGAGCAGAUGACCAACGAGAGACGACACCACAGACUGAUCGACAUGGAAAACAGAUUGAACUACCAGGGAGGAAAAGAUUCCCCACGCACAGAUAAGAAGGAUAUAAGGUGUCCGACCCCCGGCUGUGAUGGGACGGGACACGUGACGGGUCUGUACCCCCACCACCGAAGUCUGUCCGGGUGUCCACACAAAGUCCGAGUUCCUCCAGAGAUCCUGGCCAUGCAUGAGAACGUCCUCAAGUGCCCUACACCUGGCUGCACAGGCAGAGGCCAUGUCAACAGCAACCGCAGCACCCACCGGAGUCUCUCCGGCUGCCCGAUCGCCGCCGCGGUGAAGGUCUCCAAACCUCAAGACGACGGGCCCAAAUGCAGACAAACGCCUGACCGCUCACCCAGGGCCGUGGGCCUGAUGAAGAAGUUCGAGAUGAGCCAGCUGAACUACAGGCUCGCCCACCCGGCAGCGGCCCUGCAAAGCAGCCUGGGCAAGGACGUGGACAAGUACAGCAAGAUCCGCUUCGAUUACGCCAGCUUCGACGCGCAGGUCUUCGGCAAGCAGCCCCUCAUGGUGACCGGCCAGGACCAGGACGCCUCUUCGCAAUACCCCGACUCGCCUCAGCAGUACUCCGGUUUCCUCGGGGGUCCCCGGGGCCACCUGCCCACAUCUGGUCAGCGCAGCCCGCCGACUCCGUUCAGGAAGGGGGACGGCCUGCAAGCCACGGCGGCCACGGCGGCCAUCCUGAACCUCUCCACCCGCUACCGCAGCAGCGUGGAGGCCGUCGCUGGCCGGCCCCUGGCAACAUCCACAAAGGACAUGCAUAUCGAGGUGGACGAGAACGGCACCCUGGACCUGAGCAUGAAGAAGUGUAAGGAGAACGUCAGAGCCAAGGCGAAGGCGCCUUCGGAGGAGCCGCCGUGCCCUCCCGAGGCUGCGGGCGCCAAGGCGGGCGGCGUGCUCGUCGGCCCGGCCUUCUACCACGGCCUGUGCGAGCGGGACGCCUGGGACAGCCCGUUCCCCAUCAACUUCAGCAAGACACAAGUGGCGCACGACAAAGAGGAGGACUGUGACGAGGUCUCCCUGGAGGACCAACACUACCCCGGCGACGCCGGCAUGGCCGGCCCCAAAGCCAGCCUGCUGCUGCGAGACACAAAGAAAGAACUGAUGAGCUGCCCAACCCCAGGCUGUGACGGCAGCGGCCAUGUUACAGGAAAUUAUGCAUCACAUCGAAGCGUGUCUGGAUGUCCCCUGGCUGACAAGACUCUCAAGUCGCUGAUGGCGGCCAACUCUCAGGAACUCAAGUGCCCGACACCCGGAUGUGAUGGAUCUGGCCAUGUGACGGGGAACUACGCUUCCCACAGAAGUUUGUCGGGAUGCCCCCGUGCCAGGAAGGGAGGCCUGAAGCUCACACCAAACAAGGAUGAGAAAGAAGAACAAGAUAUGAAGUGUCCAGUAAUUGGAUGUGAUGGACAGGGCCAUAUAUCAGGAAAAUACACAUCCCACCGCAGUGCAGGCAGUUGUCCGCUCGCUGCCAAGAGACAGAAGGAGUCCUCCAUCAAUGGACUGGCCUUUCCCUGGAAGGCCAAUAAACAGGAACUGCCCCACUGCCCAUUGCCUGGCUGCAACGGCCUCGGACAUGCCAACAAUGUGUUUGUCACUCACAGAAGCUUGUCUGGCUGCCCACUGAACGCACAGAGCAUCAAGAAAAGGCAGUCAGGGGAGGAGAUGAUGACUAUCAAGCUGAAAGCUAGCAGCGGUGUUGAAAACAAAGACGAAGUUCAGCACUUGGACCACGAAAUAAAAGAACUGAAUGAAUCCAAUCUGAAAAUAGAGGCAGACAUGAUGCAACUUCAAACCCAGCAGAUCUCCUCAAUGGAAUGUAACCUGAAAACAAUCGAGGAGGAGAACAAGAUGAUUGAGCAACACAACGACAGCCUUCUAAAGGAGCUCGCUCGCCUUAGCCAAGCCCUCAUUAACAGUCUAACAGACAUUCAGCUGCCUCAAAUGGGACCCAUCAGUGAGCAUAAUUUCGAAGCCUACGUGAACACACUAACUGAUAUGUACAACAACUCGGAGCAUGAAUACUCUCCGGAGUGUAAGGCCCUCUUGGAUAAUAUCAAGCAGGCUAUUAAAGGCAUCCACGUGUAA
Messenger RNA from Lampris incognitus (smalleye Pacific opah), 3429 nucleotides. RefSeq names its product ST18 C2H2C-type zinc finger transcription factor (gene st18). The transcript is spliced from 23 exons. Bases 1 to 3429 code for a protein of 1142 amino acids. The record is from RefSeq and is a predicted model, not a curated record. Gene Ontology annotation, cellular component: nucleus. Gene Ontology annotation, biological process: regulation of transcription by RNA polymerase II. Lineage: Eukaryota; Metazoa; Chordata; Actinopteri; Lampriformes; Lampridae. Gene Ontology annotation, molecular function: RNA polymerase II cis-regulatory region sequence-specific DNA binding; zinc ion binding; DNA-binding transcription factor activity, RNA polymerase II-specific.